AUGUCUAUUCAGCCCGCCGAGGCGAAAGCUGCCCAGCAGUGGGAGGAGGCCGUGGACCAUGCGGUAGCCGUCUCUCUUGCACAGUCGUAUGUGCCUGGCUGUCCCGAAGAGAAGAGACUGCUUCGGAAACUGGAUUUUCGGAUCAUCCCGUGCUGCUGGCUUCUCUUUGUCCUGGGAUAUCUAGAUCGUGCAAACGUUGGGUUGGUCUUCACUGGUAUUGCUCAUUGGAUGUUGCUGAACGGGGUUGAUGGUAGAAAUGCAAAAACCGGUGGCCUCGCCAAUGAAUUUAAUUUGACUUCGAAUCAGUACUCAGUAAUCUUACUGCUUUUCUUCGUCUCAUAUAUUCUUUUCGAAGUCCCAUCGAACAUGGUCAUUGCUCGAGUGCGACCAUCACUCUACCUAUGUGGUCUUGCUAUAUUAUGGGGCGUUAUCGCCGCGCUGAUGGCCGUGACACAGAAUUGGAAGCAACUCGCUGGAGUGCGACUAGUUCUCGGCUUUAUCGAGUCUGGGUUUGCACCUGGAAUUGCGUUUUACCUUUCAUCUUGGUAUAAAAGAUACGAACUUGCUAGCCGCUUCGCAGUGUACUACACUGCUAUAGCUGUAGCGGGAGGGUUGUCGGGCUUACUGGCAGGGGUCAUUACGCAAUACUUGGACGGGGCUCGAGGUAUCGCUGGAUGGCGUUGGCUUUUUAUUAUUGAGGGAUGUGGAUCUUCCUUCGUGGGAUGUGUCCUCUGGUUUUUUAUGGCCGACUAUCCGUCAAACACGCGAUGGCUAACACCGGAAGAACAACUACUCGCCGCACAGCGCUUAGCAUACGAUGGAUUGGGAAACACACAGGGCGCCCAUGGGCGAAUAACUGAGAAACAGGCCCUCAAAAUGGUGGUGUCGGACUGGCGGACCUGGAUUUUGGCCUUGCUGUAUGCUUUGGUUACAGGGGCACAGACAAUUCAGUAUUUUAUUCCCACACUCGUAAAAAGCUUUGGUUGGGAGAGUUGGGAAGGGCAAUACCAUACUAUUCCGCCUUAUGCCUGUGCUGUAGUCUGCAUACUAGGAAUGUGUUUUGUUGCCGACCACUUUGAAAGCAAGGCUUAUUUUGUUUCUCUCUUUGCUGCUAUUGGCGCAGUAUUUUUCAUCAUUGUCUGCGCCAGUACGAAUAAUACCGUCCGCUAUAUCUUCAAUAUUUUCGCAUUCGGAUGUAUCUAUGGAACAUCACCCCUGGUUCUGAUGUGGGUAGCUAAUAUCAUUUGCUACCCUGCCGAAAAACGGGCUGUAGCUAUAGGGCUUGUUAAUGCUCUUGGUAAUACUGCAUCUAUCUACGGCGUUUUCCUGUGGCCUGAUCACGACGCUCCACGGUAUAUCCCUGGAUUUAGUGCAACUACUGUUUGGAUGGGAGCCAUUGGUAUAAUCGCCCUCAUUGCAGGAUACCUAUUCAGAAAUAAUCCGAUAGAUGCGCCAGAACCAGAAGAAGUGCUAACGGCAGAAAUCCGCAGACAACGUGAGAGGAAUGAGAUUCCAGCCAAGAUGUAA
Messenger RNA from Talaromyces rugulosus, 1527 nucleotides. RefSeq lists its product as uncharacterized. Gene Ontology annotation, molecular function: transmembrane transporter activity. The transcript has 7 exons. Gene Ontology annotation, cellular component: membrane. The record is from RefSeq and is a predicted model, not a curated record. Bases 1 to 1527 code for a protein of 508 amino acids. NCBI's taxonomy places the organism in Eukaryota, Fungi, Ascomycota, Eurotiomycetes, Eurotiales, Trichocomaceae. Gene Ontology annotation, biological process: transmembrane transport.